This is a messenger RNA of Aureobasidium melanogenum CBS 110374, 924 nucleotides long. RefSeq lists its product as uncharacterized. The record is from RefSeq and is a predicted model, not a curated record. Bases 1 to 924 code for a protein of 307 amino acids. Lineage: Eukaryota; Fungi; Ascomycota; Dothideomycetes; Dothideales; Saccotheciaceae. The transcript has 3 exons.
AUGGAGUACUCUUCAUACGAGUAUGAUCGCUGGGAUAGUGAUCCUCGACCACAUGCGCGCUACUAUCGACACUCCCAUCGACACAGCGGCCACCUCACACCCGAGCCACAAUACUCCAACUUGCACCGUUCACAUUCGCAAGGACACAAUGUCCCUCAUCCCACAAACAUCCACAUCUACAACAAGAUACCCCAAGAACGCGAACGCAAAGCCUACGACGACUUCCUCCGCAAGCAACGAGAAAAGGAAGAAGCAGAGGAAAAAGCAUACCGCGACGCCCUCCGCAAGCAAAAAGAAAAAGAAGAAGCCAAGGAGAGAGAAUAUCAAGCCUUCCUUCGCGAGCAAAAAGAAAAACAAGAAGCAGAAGAAAAGGCAAAGAAAGAAGAACAAGCACGCAUCGACUCUGCCAUGCGAGCACGUCUCGAAAAACUAGGCUUCUCCCAGCACGACAUAGAAAUCGCACUCGACCCAGAAAAAGCAGAAAAGGAAAAGAAGAAAAAGAAGAAACACAGACAUUCGGAAGAUGUGUUUUUUGACGACGAUGUCAUUAUGGUGGGUGGGCCUCCGACCUUGUCUGAAGCUUCUCCUGCUAUAGCCGUCGGGUUUCCUCAACAUCAUGUUCCCGUGUAUCCGCGCAUCAACCGCAAGUAUCUGGAUAUAGAGACUUUGGAGCAUUAUCGUGUGCCUUGGGAGUGGGAUCGUGCAAACUCCGAUUUCAUCAUUCUCCUGCGCGAACUUGACAAGUACGAGACAGAUGUCCUUUUCGAACACACGCGUCGCCGUCGUCAAGGUUCUUCUGCACAUUUGACCAUCGACAAGGUCAAGGAUUCGGCACCAAAGCUUGCUUUCGUCAGACGCAAGAGUAAGGAGAGAUCUAAGAGUAGAGGCAGGGAUAUCAGAGUCACCGAGAUUGUGAGACGUUAG